Molecule: messenger RNA, 2868 nt
Organism: Hemibagrus wyckioides
Lineage: Eukaryota; Metazoa; Chordata; Actinopteri; Siluriformes; Bagridae
Product: discoidin, CUB and LCCL domain-containing protein 1
Exons: 15
Coding region: 163-2106 (647 amino acids)
Source: RefSeq, a predicted model, not a curated record
CACACAUACACACACGCGCGCGCGCGCGCGCACACUGCUCUUAAUAGUGAAGUGAAGUGAGAAAUAUUGCAGCAGUUUGACUUUAGAUCCGUUUAAGUGUUUGUUAUCGAGGUAUGACAAAACAUUUGGAGUGUGAAGUUUAACGUACAAUGUGAGAAAACCAUGAAGGCAAAGCUGGGAUUCAUUUGGGAUGCUGUCCAAAUGUUUAUUGCACUUUGGUCAGUGUUCAGCGUUCACACGGUUUUACUGGUCCACGGUCAGGAAGGUGAUGGGUGCGGACACACAAUCCUGAGUCCCAUUAGUGGCACCGUGGCCUCCUGGAACUACCCCGGCACGUACCCCAACCACACGCAGUGCGUGUGGAGCCUGAAAGUACCGGCAGGAUACAUGCUGUACCUCACAUUUGGGGACUUUGACCUGGAGUGGAGUAAGGACUGCAAAGCCGGAGCUCUUACCAUCACUGAUAAAAGUAAAAGCAUUACCCUGGGACCUGUGUGUGGGCAGCUGGCUGCCUCAGAAAAGUACAUGUUGGUGAACAGUAGUGAAGUGACAGUGCACUUUGUGUCCCACACACACCGAUCCGGACGAGGCUUCCUGCUCUCCUACUCAAUCAACCAAAUCCAAGACCUCAUAUCAUGUCUUCACAGAGGAAGCCACUUUACCUCCCAGCAGUUCAGUGUGUUUUGUCCUGCGGGGUGCAAGGAUGUGACAGGAGAAGUCUGGGGUCAGCAUGGACAAGGCUACAGAGAUACCUCUGUGCUGUGCAAAGCUGCAGUCCAUGCAGGGGUCAUAUCAGACAGCCUGGGAGGCAUAAUUAAUGUAACCCUGCAGAGAGGCAUCACGCUGUAUGAAUCAAGUUUUGCUAAUGGAGUCCUGUCCAAAACAGGGUCAUUGUCAGAUAAGAAGCUUGUCUUCAGCAGAGUAUGUGACAGCGUGUUAGCAGUUAUGACCUACAACGCGUCUUCCAUGUCAACGGAUGUGGACAGAGUGAACUGGAUUUCAGAAAACGGGGACUCGAGAGGACAGUUUGUGAAGUGGCACGCCAGGAUUGAGGAUCAGCAGCCAUGGCUGGAACUGGAGCUCUUUAAUCGUAGCACUAUCACAGGAAUAAUAACAGAGGGUCUGUCAAACUCUUUUAUUGAGACUUACACACUGAAGUUUAGCAAAGAUCGCAAAACAUGGAAAAUUUACAAGGAUGCAGCUAGCAAAGAGAAAAAGGUGUUUGAAGCCUCAUCUGAUGGCCACACAACGGCUCUCAACAGCCUUUUUCCCCCGAUACCAGCCCGUUACCUCCAGCUCUGGCCCCAGCGCUGGCACGGCAGAGUCUCUUUACAGGUGCAAGUGCUUGGAUGUCCAUUAUCUGUGUUUCGACCACGAUCCAACCCUGGUGGAUCCAGCGCAGUGCAGCCAGUUCCCACAGAAACCGUGCGGCUGAAUGAGUUCUCCACCGAGAGUCCUGUGGUCAUAAGCUCAAGCCAAAGCUCCAACCAGCCAUUGAUAUUGGUGGUGGGUGUGGUUCUGGGUGUGGCUCUGUGUGUGUGCUGCCUGUUGGCCGGACUGUUGUGGAGGAGAAGGAAAAAGGGUGUACACAUGAAGAAGUGUUGCCUUGACACAGGCUGUCAAGGUGUCCAUGGGAUAAAACUGCCCUAUACUGAAUCAGAGCUUGUGUCCUACCCUCUGGCUAGGAACAUCCAUGACAGUCUACCUAACCCUCCUCUCAAUGACUAUGCUGAACCUGAUGUUCUCACAGGUGGACAGAAAGUGGGAGUCACCUUCCGACCACCUCUGGAUGAGGGCUACACUGUUCCCUUUUCCAUUAACCAUUAUGACACACCGAAUCAUCUUCCUGAAUACGCCGAGCCCCUGCGGCUCGAACCAGAAUACGCCACACCAUUCAACGAGCCAGUCCUCGAUCCCUCUAUCACCACACAGCUAAAGAACCUCUCUCACCUUCGCACAGCUCCCAGUGCUUUACAAUACGACUGCCCUGCUCACCGACGCCUUUCUAAUGGAUAUUGCACUCCUUUUGUUAACAACACAGCAAACCACACACAAGCCCAGUCUGGAGAUUUGGUAGUGCAGCAUACGUAUCACGAGCCCCUGUGAGCGCUGAACACUCGGCUGUAAAUCUUAUCGGCGAAGGUCAUGUUUGCAGUUUCCAACUGUAAAUAUUAAAAGUUUCCAGGCUGCUGUGAGACUUAAAGAAUUCACUGUUGGCUCCCUUGAGUGGCAAAGAUAGCCAAUUGGACGGUAUAUUCUGUAUUUAUUAUUGUUGUUAUUGUUUAGAAAUGGAAAAAAACAUAAUUUUUAUACAACUUUGUUAGAUGGAAGUGCACAGUGACCUAUGGGUUCGCUUUAAUUUUAUUCCUACAGCAUGCACCAAUCCGUAGUCCCUUAUAGUUAAUGACUAUGAGGGUAUAAGUGAUCUUGCUGCAGAUGAAUACAGUCAGUACUGUAACCACAGUUUUUUCCUGUUAUGGAUGUUUCUGGGUUAGUUUUAUACCUAUAAUGUAUAAAUGUGAAUAUAUAUAUAUAUAUAUAUAUAUAUAUAUAUAUAUAUCCAUCAUUAACUCCUAAAAAAGCAGCAUUGUAUAUCCAAAGCACCUUUAAAAUGACAAAUGAUAUAUAAAUUAUAACAAACUAGAUGUAUGUAUUAUGGGUACAAUACCACUGAACUUGAUGUUGACUGAUGACUAUUUUAUAUGAAGUUAAGGAUUUGGAUUCUGAGAUGGACCACUGGCCUUUUUUGUAUAUUUAUAUAAUUGAGACUAAUAUUAAUAUACAGAAUGUGCAUACUGCAUGUGUUUACAGUACACAAGUAUAUUGAGGUACAAAACAGUUGUUUAUUGCUGGAAAAAAUAAAGUUAA